Messenger RNA from Fopius arisanus, 2677 nucleotides. RefSeq lists its product as uncharacterized. Bases 476 to 1357 code for a protein of 293 amino acids. The record is from RefSeq and is a predicted model, not a curated record. Lineage: Eukaryota; Metazoa; Arthropoda; Insecta; Hymenoptera; Braconidae. The transcript is spliced from 5 exons.
AAACUCUUCAUUGCCGACAUUUUGAUCCAUCUAGCGUGGGAAAUUUGAAAUCACGUGAUGAGUUCAUCGUAACAUCUCGAUUCCUGGGGACCAGAAGUGGAUGCAGUUGCAAGGCGCAGGAGCAUUCAUGGCUAGUGAUUCUUUGUGUCCUGUCCGAAUAUCGAAAAUUGUCACAACAACUGUGGAAAAAAUUCUGGAAAAGCAGUGGAAAAAGAAAGGCUAAUACCAUCAACAGCGAUUUGUCGUAAUGCUGAUGGAUUCGUGGGAAUUCUUAUGGGAGCUCUGGGGAUCAUCGAUGGAUUGAAAUUGAUGGAAACUCCAAACAUUUGUGUCAUUGGACCAUUAAUGAUGGCUCAUUCGGGGAAAAUAUGAUUGGUUUCUCAGGGGUUAUUGAUGAGCUUGUGAUAUGGGUCUGGAGAGCUUCCAGACCUUUUAAUUCGUUUGGACUGAGGGGCUGAAGGAUUGAAGAUACCUGAUGCAUUUUUGGAUUAAUAAACCUGCUGGGAGAUCCCAUGUAAUUGGGGGGUGCAGAAGAGGAAAUUAUCACGCAGCAGCUGCCGCAGUCACAGCAUCUUCAAUACCGGCUUCCAUACCAUUGUUGAAGACUCGAGGACAGCUAGGAGGGAGAAGAGACUGCCUAGGUGGUGGAUCCAUGAUUUCGCCUCAUCGAUCGAACACCAAUUGGAUUGUCACCUCCAGCACUGUAGAUCAACGGAGAAUUGAACAGGUUCGAUGUCACGGACACUCCAGGAGGACUGAGGAACCUGGAAGGAGUAAUCGACGUACUCAACAAACAAAUACUAUCUCACAUCUUGUGACGGCUUCUACUCACUCUCGCAGGGUUAUCUCCAACGAUCCAAAUGCCAAUGGAGCGAUUCUGGAAUUUCCGGAAAUGAGAGAUGCCGAAUUGGCGGGAUAUAGACUUCGUUGUGGUGUAUGGAUCACCUUCGUACUUGCCACUGGUUUUGUGUCAAUUGCAAAAUUUUAUUUCGGCAACAGACCAGAUACUGGUCUCGAUGUUUUAAUAUUCUGCGGACUCCUAGUGACUCUGCUAGUGUCUGGGUGUUUUUUUACACUGACUCGACGUGCAAGAAACGCCGAGAGAAACCAGAACAAUCAUCAAGAGGUGUGUCCUCAUCACGUGUGUUAUUACGCUGUUAAUUCAGAACUAAGACCCCAAGUGCAAACACUCAGAGUCCCAAUGCCAGCCCCAACACCUCCACCGAUAUCUCCAUCACCUCCACCCUAUCACAUUGCUAUACUCAUUCCACAAGCUGAACCCCCGGAUGUUGAGGCACCUCCACCCUCUUACGAUAAAGCCACUGGACAUACCACUAAUCCCAGUGCAUCAGAAUAAUUGUGAUUUCAGAUGAUUAUUCUGUAUUGAAGUGGAUUCCCAUUAAUUCUAUUAUUUCCCGAAAUUAUUUUAUAAAAAUUCAGUGACUUCUUUGAAAACUAAAAAAAUUAUCUGCAACGAAUUAAAAUGAUAGCAAAGAUUUUUUAGGACAAUGUGGAAAUAAUAAUAUUCUUUAAAAAUUGACAGGUCGACUUUAUUUUUUUCACUUCAAUACAGAAUUCACUUGAUUAUAAAAGAGAGAAAUAUUUAAAACGAGAAGAUUCGUAUUUUUUUGAUUAUGUGAACGAGUGGAUAUUUUAGCAUGUGGGGAGGAGUAUGAUAGUGGAUCUUUUUUAUUUAUUUUUUUUUUGCUUCAAUUUUUUUGGAUAAAAAAAUUUUGAGAUGUAGUUGUACUACCAAUAAUUCUUCUAUACAUACAAUGAUUUACAGCACAAAAUAGGGAAUUGCAUAAUGUUUUUAUAUUUUGAGAGGAUUUAUUGAUGGCCUAGAAAAUGUUUAUUAUAUAUUUUUACGAAAAUAUUUUUUCCGUCGUUCGUAAUUUUCUAUUUGAACGGGAUUUGUGAUGGGAGUAGGUGCCAAAUGGAAUGAAAUUUCAAACACAAAGAAUUCCACAAAUAUGUAAAUUUUAUUUUUUACAAUUGCACAAAUUUCAACAUUUAUUUAAGCUCAAAUUCUGAAUUUCCAUUAAAUACCGAUGAGUUUUCUCUAAAAUUUGGCAGUACAACUACCUUAGAGAUACUCAAAGGGUUGCAUCAGCUUCAGUUGCGCCAGAUAUUCUUGAAGAGCUACAAAAUUUCCACUGGGAUUUAAAAUUCCUAACUGAAGCUACUGCAACUGGACUGAAAAUGAGAAAAUUCACUCACUCGAAAUUGUUUCUCAUUUACCAAUCAAUUAUUUCAUUAAAAAAUUCUACAAAUGAAGAAUUCUCUACUAGGAUAUCUAAACUGCAAUAAAAUUUUAAAUCAACUGUAAUCAAUCGAUUAAAAUUCACUAACAAACCGGACAACAACAAAUUCUUCAGCGAAUAUGUAUCGAUUUCAUAAAAAAUAUCUCGAGGAUUCCAUAAUUUAAAAUUCUCUUAUUUUCCAUGAAUCUACUAGAGAGAUUUGCAAAAUAAUCUGUUAAAAAUCAUUGAAGUUAUUUUCACUUCAGGACAUCUCCGUGCAACGAAACAGGAAAAAAGGGAUAAUUUUUUCUUAUUCCAGCACUCCAUUCAAUUUCUUAUUUAUUAUAAUUAUUAUGCGGUGAUUAAUUGAUUAAAUUGCAUUUUUAAAACUGUACAGAUUCAUGCAUCAAACGAAUAAAGUUUUUCUCCUUUUU